Cicer arietinum (chickpea) is the source of this 546-nucleotide messenger RNA. Its product is annotated as expansin-B15-like. Gene Ontology annotation, cellular component: extracellular region. The record is from RefSeq and is a predicted model, not a curated record. Gene Ontology annotation, biological process: sexual reproduction. Lineage: Eukaryota; Viridiplantae; Streptophyta; Magnoliopsida; Fabales; Fabaceae.
CCUGGUACUUGUGGAUCAGAUUCUCCAUAUCAUUUUGAUUUGAGUGGUAGAGCUUUUGGUGCCAUGGCAAAUUCAGGUCAAGAUGGAAAUCUUCGCAAGGUUGGAAAAAUAGUCGUUCAACAUAGAAGAGUUCCAUGCAUUUACAAUGGUGUCUCAAUAGCCUUCCACGUCGACUCUAAAUCUAACCCAUAUUAUUUUGCUACCGCGGUUGAAUAUGAAAAUGGGGAUGGUGAUCUUAAAAAAGUUGAACUUAUGGAAGCAUUUGGCAACACUUGGGUUACAAUGCAACAAUCAUAUGGUGCUGUUUGGAAAUAUAAUAAACAGUCACUACUAAGAGCGCCAUUUUCUAUUAGGCUAACCACAAUUGAGUCUGGGAAGAUAUUUGUAGCAAAGAAUGUGAUCCCGACGGGUUGGAAGCCUGGUCAGACUUAUAGAGCACUUGGAAAUUUUAUUUAAGUUGUAAAUGUAUGUUAAUUACAUUAAUAAUUGGACUAUCAAAUUAUAGUCUUGUAUCUUAAUCAAAUCAAGUCAUUUAAAGUGGACUUU